Molecule: messenger RNA, 1674 nt
Organism: Adineta ricciae
Lineage: Eukaryota; Metazoa; Rotifera; Eurotatoria; Adinetida; Adinetidae
Source: the annotation of a GenBank genome assembly
AUGAAUAGCUUCAGUCUACUGAUCUUUGCGUUAAUAACUGUUUGUUCGAUAAACAGCGCAGCUGUGAGCCGGAACAAUGGUUUUCAAUCAUACAUCGAUAAUCUUUUGAAUGAGUUGGAGUCGACAUCGAUGGAUGCUAUACUCUACUGGAAUUAUGUCACUCUGCAAACAUGUGCCAAUGAUUAUGAUCCCUUGGUUGCUGCUACUCCAGAUCAAGUCGGCCCAACAGGCACAUCUCGUGCCUUUGCCAUCAUUCAUGGCGCCAUGUAUGAAGCAAUGGCGUCAUUCNGCCGGAACAAUGGUUUUCAAUCAUACAUCGAUAAUCUUUUGAAUGAGUUGGAGUCGACAUCGAUGGAUGCUAUACUCUACUGGAAUUAUGUCACUCUGCAAACAUGUGCCAAUGAUUAUGACCCCUUGGUUGCUGCUACUCCGGAUCAAGUCGGUCCAACAGGCACAUCUCGUGCCUUUGCCAUCAUUCAUGGCGCCAUGUAUGAAGCAAUGGCGUCAUUCAAUGCAUUGUACAAACCCGUGUACAAACUAAAGAACAUGCCAGACACUAAUUCUGUUUUCAAAGAAUCAGCGGUCAAUGCAGCCAUCAUGGAAGCAGCCUAUCAAACAUUAUACGCUCUCUAUCCCAAACAACGUCCAAUCUUCGAUGCUGUGCGAAAAGCAUAUCUUAAACAACAGAAAACCGAUGGCAACAAGCAAGCAGGCAUCAAUGGCGGUGUUCUCAUUGGUCAAAUCAUCGCCGCAUUCAUUCUUGCCGAUCGUGAGAAUGAUGGUAGUAAAGUAGACAAAGCAUACACACUCAUCAAGCUACCUGGCUAUCAUCAACCCGAUCCAACUCAUCCCAAUCAAAGCUUUCUGGGUGUUAACUGGGGUAACGUGCGACCAUUUCUGCUCAGUAGUGGCUCUCAGUAUCGCCCAUCAAACUUCAUUGGUGAUUCUAUUCUUACUCGUAAUAAAUAUCUCAACUCAACCAAGUAUAUUAAUGAAUUCAAUGAAAUCAAAUCGUUGGGUGCCAAGACAAGUACUGUUAGAAGCAAAGAUCAGACAGAAAUCGGUAUCUAUUGGGCAUAUGAUGGUGCACCGAAACUUGGUGUGCCUCCUCGUCUAUACAAUCAGAUUGUGCGCGUCAUUGCCAUUCAACAAUUGAAUACACUCGAAGCCAAUGCACGGCUCUUUGCUCUGGUGAACUAUGCAAUGGCUGAUGCAGGAAUCGCAGCAUGGAAUGCCAAGUAUUACUACAACUUCUGGCGUCCAAUUGUAGGCAUUCGACAAGGAACAGGCUACACCCCAGGUGAUCCUAACUGGUUACCACUUGGCUCACCCGCCGAUAAUGCGGGUAGUACUGAUUUUACUCCUGGUUUUCCCGCGUAUGUCUCGGGUCAUUCGACGUUUGGUUCGGCGACAUUCGAAUCACUGCGGCAGUUUUACAACAAGGACAACAUCCGUUUUCAGUUUCAAUCCGAUGAAUACAAUGGCAAAACAUUCGAUUCCAACACGGGAAAAAUACGACCAGCCAAAAUUCGUGCUUUCCAGUCGUUGACAGAAGCAGAAACAGAGAACUAUCUCAGUCGCAUCUACCUCGGUGUGCACUGGCGCAGUGAUCAAGAAGAAGGACAAACACUUGGACGAAAGGUGGGACAACAUGCCUUCAGAAAGUUCAACUAA